AUGCCACCGUGCACGUGGAUCCGGUUCCCGCAAUUCUUCUCUGAAGAGAUGCCGCCGAGAGGGCCGCUCGAGUUGUGGCUGCAGCACGCCGAGUGCGACACCCCGGCGACAGGGGCAGAGGUUGAGGUCGUCUCCCCGGGCAAGAUCUUCAUGACCCGCAGAUGGGGUGACGUCGCCCGCGCCUGCCGUGCGGAGGGCGCGCUCGCCAUCCACAUUCGACCGUAUUGCUCAAUUGUUGUAUCCCUUGUCGUCAUACCCGUAUCGCGCCCAAGAAUCAGUGAGCACACAAACGAGGAGGAGCGCGCCGCCGACGAGAUCAUCAAGAAUCAGUUGGAAGCCCAUUUUGAGAAGGUGCAGAGGAUCUCGGAUACAACCACGCUGCCAUUUGCUAUGCACUACCUACGUUCGUGGAUAAUGGAGGAGCUGGAUAUUUCGCACCUGACCGAGAGGCUGCUGCAAGGGAAGGGAGAGAUGACGCCAGAGGACAAGUACGAGACCUGGGAGAAGAUCAAAAUUCUGAGUUUCACAAGGACAGUGUCUUCAAUGUGGGCCAUGACAUUGCUGAGCUUAUAUGUUAGAGUCCAGGUCACCAUAUUAGGCAGACACCUCUACUUGGACUUUGCUCGUGGUACAGAUGGUGCUCAAUUGCAGGUAAAUUCGUGAGAACCAAAGGAAAACAGAGGGGAUAAUUUGAAUUGAUAACAGGCAAUUCUGAGUCCUAACCGGCAAAAAAUAACCUUCAUUCAAAAUUUGUGCUCCAGUGAUGAUGCAAAACUGUGUGGUAUAAAAUUUGGUGCAUGCUAGUAUCUGGUUUUGUAUUGAAUGACCUCAUUUUUCUUAUAGCAUAAACUGUUGUUGACAUGUUUUGUAGGCCAUUACCUCUGUUGCAAAACGAGAAAAUAAACAUGUUUGAUUGUUAUAGUGGAGUUGUGGCACUUGCUUACUGUAGAUGAUAGUUAAUCCAUGGUUAUCAUUAAGAAUCUGAAUUGCUAAACGGCGCCCUUACCAGCAGGAAACUGACCUUAUUCAAAAUUUGUGUUCCAGUUUAUUAGUAGAAACAGUGGUAUUAAUGUUGAGUUUUUUUGAGUGUGGGUAUGUAUUGAAUAAUCUCAUUUUCUUAUAACUUAAAACUGUUGUUGACACGAUUUGAGUCCGUUAGCUCUAUUGCAAAACAAGAACAGACACAUUUGAUUGUUAUAGUGGAGUUGUGGUAUUUGCUUACUGUACAGGAUAGUAAUUUUCCACGUUUGUCAUCGAGAACACAUCUAUUGUCUAGGUGUGAACUGUAACUUCUGAUUAUGGACAAUUAUCAAUCAUGCUUAUUAUUGUUU
This is a messenger RNA of Triticum aestivum (bread wheat), 1331 nucleotides long. RefSeq names its product peroxisome biogenesis protein 3-1. Bases 1 to 663 code for a protein of 220 amino acids. Gene Ontology annotation, molecular function: protein-macromolecule adaptor activity. The transcript is spliced from 4 exons. Gene Ontology annotation, biological process: protein import into peroxisome membrane. The record is from RefSeq and is a predicted model, not a curated record. NCBI's taxonomy places the organism in Eukaryota, Viridiplantae, Streptophyta, Magnoliopsida, Poales, Poaceae. Gene Ontology annotation, cellular component: peroxisomal membrane.